CAAUGUUUUACAAUUUGGUCGAACCUACUUGUGAAAAUAAUGUCGGACGAAAAGAAAAAGGUUCUCUUCGUGUGCCUGGGAAAUACAUGCCGUUCACCAAUAGCGGAAUGUGUUUUCCAGAAAACUGUAAAGGAGUUGGGUCAAGCCGAUCAAUGGGAGAUUGAUAGUGCAGCCAUCGCCGAUUGGCACGUAGGGGAUACGCCUAAUUGGAGGUCUUUGGCAACUUUACAGAACUUUGAUGUUCCAUACAAUAAUAAUGUAGCUAGACAAGUAA
This is a messenger RNA of Hyposmocoma kahamanoa, 274 nucleotides long. RefSeq names its product low molecular weight phosphotyrosine protein phosphatase-like. The annotation marks the transcript as partial. Gene Ontology annotation, molecular function: protein tyrosine phosphatase activity. The transcript has 2 exons. Lineage: Eukaryota; Metazoa; Arthropoda; Insecta; Lepidoptera; Cosmopterigidae. The record is from RefSeq and is a predicted model, not a curated record. Gene Ontology annotation, biological process: protein dephosphorylation.